AUGGCGGCGAACCGCACGGCCGACUUCGCGCACCUGUGCCAGCACUACUCGUCGUUACAAGGCCCUACUACUCUCCCACGACCUGUACUGAAGACGGCACUGCACGAGACGCAGCAGUUUACUGCCGCGGCGUCGGACGUGUCGAAAGAAGUGUUCCAAGCGUCGAAGCGGCUACAGCAGCUCACACAACUCGUGCGGCAGACGAAUAUGUUUAACGACCCGACCGACGCGAUCAACGAACUGGCGGCGCUCGUGAAGAACGACAUUACGGCUAUUAACACGCAGCUGGACAACCUGCAGGAGUACAUCAACAGCCAGCGAGAGGCGGCGCCGUCGCGGCAAGCAGCGACGCACUCGGACGCUAUUGUGUCGCUCAUGAAGGCCGACCUCAUGGCCACGACCAGAGGGUUCAAGGACAUUUUGGAGGUGCGGCAGGAGAACAUGAAGCUGCAGCAGAGCCGACGGGCGCGGUAUGGCAAGACCGCGUCCAGUGCACUGGGCAAACCGCUGGCCUUUCAGGCGUCGCUGCCGGUGCGAAACAACCGGAGCCAACACAGUGGUCGACUGCAGGACGUUAACGUGUCGAGCGCGUUGCCACGUCCGGGCUUGCAGCGUGCUACCGAGGUCGGGUCGACCACGGACAGCGUGGAGAUUCAGCCGCUGAUUACCACCAUGACACAGGAACAGCUCGUGGCCGAGCAGCAGAACUACACUGAGUCGCGAGCAGAAGCUGUGUCGCUGAUUGAAAGUCACAUUGUCGAUAUUGGCCAGCUCUUUGGACGCUUGUCGACAUUGAUUAAUGAGCAGGGCGACCUCGUGCGAAGGAUCGAUGACAACGUGGAAGAGUCGUUGCUGACCGUAAGCAGCGGCGAGCACGAGCUGCUCAAGUACUUUUCCAGCUUGUCGAACAACCGGCUGCUGGCGCUCAAGGUCUCGGCUAUCUUAUUAAUCUUCCUCAUCUUCUUCAUGUUCUUCCUAGCGUAA
Hyaloperonospora brassicae is the source of this 984-nucleotide messenger RNA. The record is from the annotation of a GenBank genome assembly. NCBI's taxonomy places the organism in Eukaryota, Oomycota, Peronosporomycetes, Peronosporales, Peronosporaceae.